Molecule: messenger RNA, 899 nt
Organism: Aspergillus uvarum CBS 121591
Lineage: Eukaryota; Fungi; Ascomycota; Eurotiomycetes; Eurotiales; Aspergillaceae
Exons: 1
Coding region: 128-826 (232 amino acids)
Source: RefSeq, a predicted model, not a curated record
UCCCCGGAUAUAAAAUGGAAGAACCAACUGCGAUACUUUUACUUCGCAUUGCGACACACUCUCUCUCACUUACCAAAGCCUAUUCCGACUCUUUGACAUUCAUUUGGCUCUUGAAACCAAUUUCAAAAUGCGAUUGUCCGCUUUCAGCCGCAACAACGCCAGCAGCAAUGGCAAUGUUCUGUUCUUCCUCUUUUCAAUCCUGUGCACCUUGCUCCUCUUCACGUCCCAGGCACCCACUGCCUUAGCCGCUCCAGUCAGCACCGCUCCCAGCAGCAACAACAAUGCCUUGGACACACUGCAGCUCGCCGCCCGCGACAAGCACAUCCCUACCAAAGCGCAAGUUGAAGAACUGAUUCAGCCGGCCCACCUCCACGAGUUCAGCCAGUACGCUAAGCGCAACCAACCCCCAAAAGACAAGGCUAUCUUCUUCACCGGCCAGCCGCAGAAGGCCAUCAACGAGCUGGUCAAGUGGGCGAACGGGCAGCAUCUCACCUCGGUGCGCGACAUCUGGAAGAACGCCAAUUUCUUCCAGAAGGGCCAGUACAAGGAGGUUGACGCGGCCACCUUCACCCGCUUCCAGCAGGCCUUCUCCAAGUACUACGCGCAGCAGACCACCGGAACCGCCUACCUCGUCUUCCCGCACGACAAGAUCCCCGCCAAGACUGGCAUCUUCUACAGCGUCGAGCUGCCGGAGAUCAUCGCCCAUGGGAAGGUCGAGGAGAUCGUCUGGAUCGAUCAGGACAGGAUCCACGAUAAGGGUUACGAGUGGAAGACGGAAACCAAGGUCUAUUGGAAGAAGGGGGAGAGCAAGCCGGCGGGUGCUUAGAGGUUUCGGACUUCGGACGGUUGGCGGUUACUAGGUUGUCUUUAUGGUCAGUGGGUUAGAGAACUGUUUGCGG